AACAGAAUCCACGCCCUCCACCAGUUGUUCACCGCGCUGACUUGCACUAAGUCACUGACCAGGCCGCGGCAUGUUAGUUCCUCGACACAUCAUUGCUCAAAAAUAUGGCCACAGGGCGACGGUCAAGCAAAUUGCACGUUACUUGACUGGACCGGGAAACGUAAUUAAGCCUCGCUCGCAGCUGGCAUUUGCAUUUGACAUUGAUGGUGUUCUCAUUCGUGGAAAGAACCCUCUGCCUGCUGCUAGAGAGGCGUUGUCCAUCCUUGAUGGCAACAAUAAAUUCGGUCUCAAGAUACCCUUUAUUCUGCUUACCAACGGCGGCGGCGUAAGCGAAGAGGAACGAUGUCGCAAAUUGAGCUCGCAGCUUGACGCACAGAUUCAUCCCGACCAAUUUAUACAGGCUCACACUGUUCUGAAAUCUGUUGUACACAACUACGCUGACGUACCGGUCUUGGUCCUUGGAGGCAAGGGCGAUACCCUUCGAAGGGUCGCGGAAGGAUACGGCUUCCAGAAAGUCUAUACUACCCUCGAUAUUCUCGCUUGGAACCCAUCGAUAUGGCCUUUCCACGAUCUCACACAAGAAGAAAGAGCAUCUGCCAGGCCUACCGACUUCUCAAGGACCCAAUUUGGCGCCAUCUUCGUCUUCCAUGAUCCUAGAAAUUGGGCUCUCGACAUCCAAAUCAUGUGCGAUGUGAUCCAGGGUAUUAUUGGGGGUUCUCAUGAAUCCAAUCAUACACGAAAGCCUGUCGACCUAGUAUUUUGCAAUCCCGAUUUAAUAUGGCAGUCAGAUUUUGAGGCUCCCCGUAUGGGCCAAGGAGCAUUCAGAGUUGCCUUCCAGGCUGUUUUUGAGUCAUUGACAGGGUCCACUUAUCCUUAUGUCCAAUUUGGCAAACCAACUGAGGCAACGUACAAGUUCGCCGAGAUGAUGCUGAAGCAUCGCUUACAGGGUGCACCCAAACCUUCACUGUAUAUGGUUGGAGACAACCCAGAAUCUGAUAUAGCAGGUGCCAAUGCUGCAGGUUGGAAAUCAAUUUUAGUUCACACAGGUGUAUAUGAUCCCCGUCGUGGACCUCCAAAUCAUCAACCAACUCACCAAGCAGAGGAUGUUGCGGAGGCAGUUCGCUGGGCGUUAGAACAAGAACUCUGCUCGUAGAUGAUCGAUCUGGGUAUUCGCAUGAUUUGCACAACGCGGUAGAUGUGAUAUUCCUUGCACAUCAGCGUCGACACCAAGACGGUGUUACGUGCAGCGUUCUGUAGGGCCAGUGAGUAGUGGCAAUGAUCCCAUACAUGACUUAGACUAGAGACGUUCUAGGAUGGUCUAGAAAACCCCUGCAAUUAUGUCUGAUCUGCUAUGCUGUAAGCAUGCUGCUUACGCUCAUACGAUUAACGCGUCAUACGUGUGAUCCGUGUUGAUUGCGUCAUACGCGUGAUCCGUGUUGAUUGGA
This is a messenger RNA of Suillus clintonianus, 1445 nucleotides long. Its product is annotated as HAD hydrolase. Lineage: Eukaryota; Fungi; Basidiomycota; Agaricomycetes; Boletales; Suillaceae. The coding region runs from base 71 to 1153 and encodes 360 amino acids. The record is from RefSeq and is a predicted model, not a curated record. Gene Ontology annotation, cellular component: mitochondrion. Gene Ontology annotation, biological process: glycerophospholipid biosynthetic process. The transcript has 13 exons.